CAUUGUGCUGAUCCUGAUCCCCUGCAGGAUUUCUGCGUCGCAAUUCUGAACUCUACAUCAACGUCUCUUAACGGCUUUCCUUGCAAGCCUGCCUCAGAAGUUACUUCGGAGGACUUCUUCUUUGAUGGCUUCACCAAAGAGGGAAACACGGACAAUGCACUCGGCUUCAGCCCAACCUUUGGAAACGUUCUUUCUUUCCCAGGGUUGAACACGCUAGGUAUUGCAAUGAAUCGGGUUGACUACGCCCCAGGAGGGCUGAAUCCACCCCAUUCACACCCUCGUGCAACUGAGUCCGGAGUAGUCAUUAAAGGGAAACUCUUCGUUGGAUUCCUGACGACGAACAAUGUGUUAUAUUCCAAAGUUUUGACUGUAGGGCAGAUGUUCGUGGUACCCCGAGGACUCGUGCAUUUCCAAAUGAAUGUUGGGAAGGAGAAGGCAAUGACAAUCACAGCUUUUAACAGUCAUUUGCCAGGGGCAGUAAUCCUUGCAAAUACACUAUUUGGUUCCAACCCUCCAAUUCCUGAUGAUGUGUUGACUAAAGCAUUCCAAGUUGAAGCAAGUGUUAUUGAUGGCAUCAAGGCCAAAUUUGGUGCUUAAAAACUAUAAGAAAAAUAGAAUGGAAAAUAAAAGCCUAAAACAUUAAAUUUGUGUUCUCAGAUUUAUCUGUGUAUUUGUCUAAAUUCAUCUGGUACAUAUAUUAUCCAGGUAUGUAUUAUGUAAUCAUCAAUAAUGCACAUGUACAAGUGCAACAAGAAUUCUUAAUUCUUCA
Molecule: messenger RNA, 769 nt
Organism: Capsicum annuum
Lineage: Eukaryota; Viridiplantae; Streptophyta; Magnoliopsida; Solanales; Solanaceae
Product: germin-like protein subfamily T member 2
Cellular component (GO): cell wall
Molecular function (GO): manganese ion binding
Source: RefSeq, a predicted model, not a curated record